Molecule: messenger RNA, 309 nt
Organism: Dentiscutata erythropus
Lineage: Eukaryota; Fungi; Glomeromycota; Glomeromycetes; Diversisporales; Gigasporaceae
Source: the annotation of a GenBank genome assembly
AUGAAGAAAUACAAUAUACUAAAAGCAGGAAGCAUUUCAGAAUAUUUCGGUACAACACUAGAAAGUACAAAAGAAACUUUUACUACAACUGCCAGUAGCCACAUUAUAUUUGAGAAACUUCCACUUCAUAAUCCUGAUCUAGUUGCCGUUUCUGCUGAAGAUCCAACUGUUCUUGCAAAUGUUGUUUGUGUUCAAACAACAGGUCAACCCUAUGAUAUAAUAGACACACACGGUAAUAUAACUGUUUUUAUAAUAGAUAGUUUACGCCUUAGUACAUACACUGAUAUUUAUGAAACCAGGAACUUUUAA